AUGCAGAGCCCAGCACCUUCAAGCGCAGGAGGCGCGACGCCUCAGAUCGCUCUCUCUCCAGUAGAGAGGAGCGCUUUUGCGCAUCUCUUCAACCUCGCCGACCCGGAGCGAACAGGCAUCGUGACUGGCGAUGCGGCUGUCGCCUUCUUCGCCAAAUCAAAGCUCCCACCCGCUGUCCUCGGCCAGAUUUGGGCCAUGGCCGACAGUGCCAACAAUGGCUUCCUCACACCGCCUUCUUUCAGUAUCGCGUUGCGUCUCAUCAGCCAUGCUCAGCGAGGAGAGACCAUCACUGAUGCCUCCACCAAGCGUCCCGGACCUCCACCCACCAUGGAAGGCGUCAAUUUGCCACUGACCGCACAGCUCACCGGAGGCCAGUCAGGAAGCGCCGUUCCUACCAACAUGCCCGGCGUCAUCGAGAUCAAGACCGAGGAUCGCGCCCGCUAUACUCGCAUCUUUGCCAACUCCGGACCUGUGGGCGGCAUCAUCGACGGCGACCGCGCCAAGGAGAUCUUCGUCAAGUCAAAGCUGCCCUUUGACAAGCUCGGUGCCAUCUGGAACCUUGCUGAUACGCAGGCUCGUGGAGCGUUGGACCUCACCGACUUUAUCAUCGCCAUGCACUUCAUCCAAAACACCAUGAACGGCACGCUCAACUCGAUCCCCGCUGCUCUUCCUCCCGGUCUCUACGAACAAGCCAAGGGAUCCGGCGGUGCUGGCUCGCGUGUCCUUCCGGGCUCGCCUCUCGCUGCUCAAAACACCGGCGGCUCUGCCUCUGGCUUUGGCUCUUCUGGCAUUCCUCGUCAGAUGACUGGCUCCUCUUUCCCCCAGCCGGCCUUCCAGCCACCACAGCAAAGCGCUCCCGCGGCGACCGCUCCCUGGGACGUCAAGCCGGACGAGAAAGCUCGUGCCGACCAAUUCUUUGAUGGUCUCGACGUCAGCAAACAAGGCAAGCUCGAUGGUGCUGCUGUCGUCCCCUUCUUCAUGCAGAGCAAGCUCACCGAACCCGUCCUCGCUCACGUCUGGGACCUGUCCGACAUCACCCAGAGCGGCACACUCUCCAAGGAAGAGUUCGCUGUAGCGAUGCAUCUGAUCAACGACCAGCUUGCUGGCAAGCCGUUGCCGCAGGCGCUGCCUCCCAGUCUCGUGCCUCCCUCGAUGCGGAGCUUGGACCUUCCUGCUGCUGUCAAUCCGCAACAGUCCGACACCCAAAAGGACCUCUUCUCUCUGAUGGACGACGAUCCGCCUGCGCCAGCCAUCUCCGCCUCGUCAGCUUUCAUUGCCCCUUCUGCCGCAGCUCCUGUAGUCACGGGUGCACAAAGCACGCCAUUUGGUAGCACCGCUGCGGCUCAGCGCUCUGCACCUGGCCCCUUCGACGAUGACUUCUUCGGCGGGGGUGGGAGCUCAAGCACGCCUACGGCAGCCCAGCCUCAGCCUGUUGCAAGGGCUCUGUCGCCGGCUGCUACAGGCGGAAGCUUCGGCAGUGCUUCAGCUUUCAGGUCGCCUGGCCUCGCUUCUCCUGGUAUUGCCUCGCCUUCGGCGUCCACCUCGCGUCUUGGCACCUUUGCUGCAGCCGCGCCAGCCGCCGCUGCAGGUGUCGGCGCUGGUGCUGCACUCGGUGGUGCAGGUGGAAAUGAUCAGAGCGCCGAGUUUGGCAACAAGUCGAUCCAGCUCCAGAGCACCGAGAAGGCCGUCUCAGAUCUGCAGUCACAGCGCGGUACCCUCGAGUCGUCUAUUGCGACGAACGCCUCGUCCCUCGCUGAGCUCGAGACACGCCUCUCCACCGUUCGAGGUCAGCACGAGUCUGAGACCAAACUCGUCAAGGAUCUCGAGGACCGCCAACAGAAGCAGAGCGCCGAGCUCAAGACGCUGCGUGAAGACGUCAUUCGCGAGGAGAGCGAGCUCAGCGCGCUCAAGGCCGAAAAGGACGAGCUCGAGCAGGCCCUCAUGCGUGACCGUGAAGACGUUCGUGACAUGAAGAAGCGCAUGAACGACGUCCAGACCGAGACCAAGUCACUCAAGGAGCAGCUGGAGAAGCUUCGUAAGGAUGCUAGGCAGCAGAAGGGUCUCGUUGCGAUCAGCAAGAAGCAGCUCGCGACUGCUGAGGGUGAUCAGGAUAAAACCGCUAGCGAGAUCGAGGCGGUGCAGCGAGGAGAGCUGGGCGACGAAGAAGUUGGUGCUGCCGGUCUGGCGCCCACUUCUCGUGGCACUGCAGCCGACUCUGUGGUCAGUCCUGCCGCCAGCACGCGAAGCUACAACCCCUUUGACCGCUUUGGAGCUGGAGCAGGGUCGCAGCCUGCUACGCCCACGACGGGUCAACACCCAUCUGUUGGCACUUCGCUCGCCGCUGGCGCGGGUGCAGGUGCGGUGCUGGGUGGCGUUGUCGCUGCUGCCACUCAUCACGACGAUGGCUCACACGAGACCCAGCAAGACACCCGUGAAGCAGAUCCGUUCGGAGUCCCUGAUACCGAGCCGCAGCAGGGCGUCUCCAGUCUAGGAUUUGAUGAUGCCUUUGCAAUUCCCGCCGAGUCCACUGCCACCUCUGCUUCUGCACCGGGUCAUGCUCCGGCCACAUCAACUGACUUCGACGACAACUUUGGUGACGACUUCGGCGCCACUGCUCAGGCCGUGCCUGCAUCGAGUGCCGAGCCGACCGUCAGUGGUCGCCACGAUGCCUCUGAACUAGCUGCUGCUGGUGGUCUUGGCGCUGGCGCAGGCCUGCUCGGUGCAGGAGCACUUCGCACUGACGAACCAUCGAAGCAGCUCGAGUCCGACCCGGCAGCCUCCGGACCUUUCGGCAGUGACGCUACCGCGGCAGACAUGAACCGUCCUGACGCAGCCGACGCAGACGAGGAUGAGGACAGCUCGGAUGACGAGGAUGACGGACCCGAGGAGGUCGGCGGCUACAAGGCUAGAGGAUACGACACGCCUGUGGGUGGCGCUGCGGAUCGCUUCCCCGACGUCGACGCACAGGCAGACCAGGACGGUGCACGCACCGUUCCCGGCGGCCUUGAAGAUGUGACCGAGGUCCCCGCCUCGUCAGCUCCAGUCGACCCAACUGCGAUUGGCGAGAUCGGCGGCCGCACUGCAUCGACGACCUCUAUCGCUCCUGUCAGCCGCCAAGACACCGUCUCGAGCGACCUCAACGAGUAUUCCGCCCUUGAAUCGGCGCAGACUAAGGAUGCGGACAGCAGCCACAUGGGCGCAGGUACAGCUGCAGCCGGUGGCAUUGGUCUUGCCGCGUUGACCGCCGGUGCAGGCGCCUCGACCUUGGGCGAACGAGGCCACGGUGACGAAACUCCCAACGUCACCACGCCAGCGGACGACAAUGUGCCUCUCAGCCAGCUGCUUGGCUCGCAGAAGACCUUGGAGCCUGCUACCGGCCUAGACCCCAGUGCCAGCCCGACUCUAUCAACGAGGGCCCGACGUGCUCCACCUCCGGCUCCGGUUCGUAGCGCGACCACACUCUCGACAUCUUCGGCCAACGCUCGUCCUGUUGCCCCCACCGUGCUCGCUGCUGAGCCAACCACCACUGCUGGAACCGCUGAUCCCGUCACGGCUGUAGGCGAGUCCAGCGGCGCGUCCACCAACCCGUUCGGCAUGGACGACUUUGGCAGCGCUCCUGCAGCUUCGACCGUGCCGCAGCAGAAGGCGACAAACGACAGUGGAAGCGGCAGCAACUUUGACGACUUUGAUUCGGCAUUCGAGGAUCUCGGUCCCUCUGAGGCGGUUCCUACAGCGGCUGCGGCAGGUGCAACAGGUGCAACUACUGGCGGAGCGUCGACCGGGUUUGACGAUGCCUUUGACAACGAUUUCGAUUUUGUGCCGUCGUUCAGCGCUCCUGGUGCUGCUGCGGGCGGUGACGGUGCUAGUCGAGGUGUUUCCACCUCAGGUGCUGCUGGAGCAAACAAUGCAUUCGACGACUUCGAUGCUGCGUUCGAUAGCAAUGCUGGUGCUCCCAAGACGACCGGCGCAGGCGCAUUCAGCGGUUCCGCUUCUGCUUUCCCAGCUGUCGGUGCAGCUGCCGGACUCGGCGCUGCUGCAGGCUCAACUUCGGCCAGCACCGCUGACCGCGGCACAUCCUCGGGCUUCAGCUUUGAAGACGCCUUCGACCCCACCUCCUCUUCCACCGCCGCCGCACCCGCACCUGCACUCAACACUGCCGUGACCUCCACCUCGACUCCCGGUGUGACCUCCCCCACCGCCCCAGCCGGCACCUACGCCCCGCCCCCCGGCCCACCUCCCGGCUUCAGCUCUUCCGCUCCGCCACCCGUCCCCGCUCGCUCAACAGCCAUCGCCGAGGCGGAGGACUACACAGGCGCGCUCCCGGACGACGCGGCACCCGUCAAGCAGCUCUGCGGCAUGGGCUUCACGCGCGCCAACGUCAUUCUCGCGCUCGAAAAGUCCAACUAUCGCACAGAGAAGGCUCUCGAGCGUCUGCUCGCUUCAACGUAA
This is a messenger RNA of Kalmanozyma brasiliensis GHG001, 4449 nucleotides long. RefSeq names its product Ubiquitin. Gene Ontology annotation, cellular component: plasma membrane; cytoplasm. The transcript has a single exon. Gene Ontology annotation, biological process: endocytosis; endosomal transport. Gene Ontology annotation, molecular function: protein binding; calcium ion binding. Bases 1 to 4449 code for a protein of 1482 amino acids. NCBI's taxonomy places the organism in Eukaryota, Fungi, Basidiomycota, Ustilaginomycetes, Ustilaginales. The record is from RefSeq and is a predicted model, not a curated record.